Molecule: messenger RNA, 1973 nt
Organism: Oncorhynchus keta (chum salmon)
Lineage: Eukaryota; Metazoa; Chordata; Actinopteri; Salmoniformes; Salmonidae
Product: dynein axonemal heavy chain 9-like
Exons: 4
Coding region: 513-770 (85 amino acids)
Biological process (GO): microtubule-based movement
Cellular component (GO): dynein complex
Molecular function (GO): minus-end-directed microtubule motor activity; dynein light intermediate chain binding; dynein intermediate chain binding
Source: RefSeq, a predicted model, not a curated record
AAUUUGGGAAGAUUUGUUUUUCCAGGAGUGGUUUUCUCUUUGAAGAUACAAGGAAGAUGGAGCAUCUGUAUAAUCGUCGGCAAGGAAACGAGACGCUGCACCGCCCCUAACAUUGUACGGCAAAGGAAAAGCCUGCGCAGGAGAGCAUGCAUACACCUCUCACGUCAAUCAUGAUUAGUUCGUCAAAUAGUCAGAAACUGUUACAUACUUUCCGCGGAAUGAAGUAACGCUAUAUAGUGACACAAGUUUGAAGUUUUAGUGACAAAGAAUUGUCAGGAUGAAACAUGUCUGUCGAGGAGAAUGUCCCCCCCUUUUAGGAGGAUGACAGAGUAAAGUUUAUAAAAACAAACGUUUAGUCGGAUUUUGGAAGUAAGGCAGGAAACCUGGGAGAAGAAGUGUGUUACAGUCGAGGAACGCCAGACCGUUCUGAAAGGUGUCUUCGAAAAGCAAGGUAUUGUUUCUGACUCUACCAUCGACUGGUGCUCCCCGAGUGCAGUGUGGAGGUCUGGACAAUGACCAAGUGGAGGGAGAUAAACAUGGACCAGAUGGGCGCAGAACUCAGGAGGUUUGUCAAGGUGACCAACGGGCAGGCUUUCUACUGGCUGUCUCAGCUGAGGCAUCGCUGGGACGAGCAGCAGAGACACUGCCUGGCUAACAUCUGUGAUGUUCACUUCUUCUACUCCUACCAAUACCUGGGGAACACCCCUCGUCUGGUCAUCACCCCCUCAUUGGCCGGUGCUACCUCACUCCGACCCAGUCUCUCCACCUGACGAAGAGUGGGACCACCAAGGACCUGGGAGGGGCCCUGGGCAUCAUGGUGUACGUCUUCAACGGCUCUGAACAGAUGGACCUCAAGAUUAGAACAAGGACACAUUGGUUCCUAUUUUUUGUUUUCUUGUCUUGACUUGUUUUUCAGUUGGAAUAUCACCAGUUACCACCUCCACAAUAUAGUGUUUUCAUAAUCAUUGAUGUUCAGUAGUUCUCCCUCUGCACUUGAAUAGUUCCUUGUGCAUGUUGUAUAGCACCCAGGUGGUGUUAGUAAUGUCAUCCCCUGUCAUGUCCAGCCUAUAGGGAACAUCUUUAAGGGCCUAGACUGGAGGGCCUACUUGAUGAAUUCAACUGUAUCUCUGUGGAGGGCCUGUCAGUGGUAGCUGUGUAGGUCAAAACCAUUCAGACUGCCACACGCAACAAUGGGAAGUGGUGGGGACUGUUUUUAUCAUGUGAACAAAGGGUUAUGUUCAACAGGGAGAAUAUGUUUUCAAAUGGGGAGGUACAAGCCAAACGUUUUCCUUUUUCUGUUGCAAAACAUUUUGAUACGGUUUACCCUAUUGAACAUGACCCUGGUUCUUUGAUUUGGACACAACACUACAAAUCUGGAUUGAUUGUUGAUGUUAAUGUUUCUUAACCUUCUGUGUACAACACCAAUAGUAAUUCCUAGCAACAUCUGUUGCAUGGAAAUACUGUUUUCUGAUUCAGAUCACAACCGGAUUUCCCUGUUAUAUAUAACUUAUCAUCAGACACAACUGAUAGUAGGGAUCUUCAUCACCAUGAACCCAGGCUAUGCAGGCAGGAUGGAGCUACCAUUCUCUCACUGUAUUAUCCUCUCUUCAGGUAGAGCUAGCUCCAUUUGGUGAGGCAGGUAGCAUAGUGGUUAGAACGUUGGACCAGUAACCGAAAGGUGGCUAGAUCAAAUCCCCGAGCUGACAAGGUAAAAAUCUGUCAUUCUUCCCCUAAACAAGGCAGUUAACCCACUGUUCCUAUGCUGUCAUUGUAAAUAAGAAUUUGUUCUAAAAUGACUUGCCUAGUUAAAUAAAAUGAAAAUUCUCACACCAUAUUAUCCUCUCUUCAGAGAGCUAGCUCCAUUAUCUCACCAUAUUAUCCUCUCUUCAGAAAGCUAGCUCCAUUAUCUCACCAUAUUAUCCUCUCUUCAGAAAGCUAGCUCCAUUAUCUCACCAUAUUAUCCUCUCUUCAGA